GGCUAAGUCCUAGCAAGAAAAAUAGGGCAGGAUUCGGGAUGCGGGUGAUGGGAGGUGUCAGUGGCCAAGGGAGAUCACUCUGAGAAAGCGAUACUGAGUCGCUUAUAAACCUAAGUAAAAUCUGGGGAGCCACUGCUGGGGAGAAACUACACCUGUGGGUGGUGGAGCAGCCCCUCCCCCGCGAGGUUAACGAGCGCGGAGGUUAGGAUUCUCCGCGGCGCUCGGCCGGCUGCCCGCCCCUCGCCGCCCCUCACCGCCCCCGGCUCGCUCGCUCUCUCAGCGCUGUCCCUCCCGGGGAGCGAGGGCGCGCGUGCGUGCGUGCGUGUGUGUGUGUGUGUGUGUGUGUGUGUGUGUGUGUGGAGGGGGGUGUCCAUCACCUCCCCGGGCCCCCCCUCCCACCUCGGCUGAGCGCGCCCACCCCCUCCCCAGGAGGAACGCCGAGCAGCGGCCGCCUGCGGAGAAACGUAAAGUUUCUGUGGCUCAAAGUGACGCAAAAAUUCUUCAAGAGCUCUUUGGCGGCGGAUAUCUAGAGAUCAGACCAUGUGAGGGGCCGAGAGUACAAAUACGGCCGCGCGGGCGCCGGCGCCGGCACAGGCAGCGGCGCCCGGUGCCUCGAGGGCGCGAGGGUCGCCCGCGUCGGAAGCCCGGAACCAGCCUCGCGGACUCCCGGCAGAGCUCGCCACCCCACUGAUAAAAAGCGCUAAGGACAGGCACAGAACCGAGCUUCAGAAUUCGGGUCAGUCCACGGCACAUGUGUGUCAGCGUCCAUUCGGCAGAAUGGAGACCACGCCCUUAAAUUCCCAGAGGGAGCUGUCAGCUUAUAAGGAUGGAGACGACUGUCAAGAAAAUGGUGUUCUGCGGAAGGGCCUCCCUGCUCCUGGGGACAAGGCCGAGUCCAGCCACAUCUCCAAUGGGUACUCAGCAGUUCCGAGCCCGGGCGCAGGGGACGACACUCAGAACUCCAUCCCGGCUGCCACCACCGCCCUAGUGGCUGAGGUUCAUCCGGGGGAACGGGAGACCUGGGGCAAGAAGGUGGAUUUCCUUCUCUCGGUCAUCGGCUACGCUGUGGACCUGGGCAACGUCUGGCGCUUUCCCUACAUCUGUUACCAGAACGGAGGGGGGGCAUUCCUUCUCCCCUACACAAUCAUGGCCAUUUUCGGGGGGAUCCCACUCUUCUACAUGGAGCUCGCGCUGGGCCAGUACCACCGAAAUGGAUGCAUUUCGAUAUGGAGGAAAAUCUGCCCAAUUUUCAAAGGGAUCGGCUUCGCCAUCUGCGUCAUCGCCUUCUACAUCGCCUCCUACUACAACACCAUCAUGGCCUGGGCCCUCUACUACCUCAUCUCCUCUUUCACGGACCAGCUGCCCUGGACCAGCUGCAAGAACUCCUGGAACACCGGCAACUGCACCAACUACUUCUCCGAGGACAACGUCACCUGGAUGCUCCACUCAACGUCCCCUGCAGAAGAAUUUUACACACGCCACGUCCUGCAGAUCCACCGGUCUAAGGGACUCCAGGACCUGGGGGGCAUCAGCUGGCAGCUUGCCCUCUGCAUCAUGCUGAUCUUCACCAUUAUCUACUUUAGCAUCUGGAAAGGUGUCAAAACAUCUGGCAAGGUGGUUUGGGUGACAGCCACUUUCCCCUACAUCAUCCUUUCGAUUCUGCUGGUAAGGGGGGCCACGCUCCCCGGGGCCUGGAGGGGAGUUCUCUUCUACUUGAAACCCAACUGGCAGAAACUCCUGGAGACAGGGGUGUGGGUGGAUGCGGCUGCUCAGAUCUUCUUCUCUCUUGGGCCUGGCUUUGGAGUCCUGCUGGCUUUUGCUAGCUACAACAAAUUCAACAACAACUGUUACCAAGACGCCUUGGUGACCAGUGUGGUGAACUGCAUGACGAGCUUCGUUUCAGGAUUUGUCAUCUUCACCGUGCUCGGGUAUAUGGCUGAGAUGAGGAACGAAGAUGUGUCUGAGGUGGCCAAAGAUGCAGGCCCCAGCCUCCUCUUCAUCACCUACGCAGAGGCCAUCGCCAACAUGCCCGCGUCCACCUUCUUUGCCAUCAUCUUCUUCCUGAUGUUGAUCACCCUGGGCUUAGACAGCACAUUCGCAGGCUUGGAGGGGGUGAUCACCGCUGUGCUGGAUGAGUUUCCACACUUCUGGUCCAAGCGCCGGGAGUGGCUUGCGCUCGGCGUGGUCAUCACCUGCUUCUUGGGAUCUCUGAUCACCCUGACUUUCGGAGGGGCCUAUGUGGUGAAGCUGCUGGAGGAGUUUGCCACGGGACCUGCAGUGCUCACCGUUGCCCUGAUAGAGGCAGUUGCUGUGUUUUGGUUCUACGGCAUCACUCAGUUCUGCAGUGAUGUGAAGGAAAUGCUUGGCUUCAGCCCUGGAUGGUUUUGGAGGAUCUGCUGGGUAGCUAUCAGCCCUCUGUUUCUCGUGUUCAUCAUCUGCAGUUUUUUGAUGAGUCCGCCACAGCUAUGGCUUUUCCAAUAUAAUUAUCCUCAGUGGAGUAUCAUCCUGGGCUACUGCAUAGGAACCUCAUCUUUCAUUUGCAUCCCCACGUACAUAACUUACCGGCUGAUCAUCACUCCGGGGACACUUAAGGAGCGUAUCGUUAAAGGAAUCACUCCAGAAACACCGACGGAAAUUCCCUGUGGGGACAUCCGCUUGAAUGCUGUGUAAAACAUGACGGAGAGAAAAGUGGCUUCCUAACACCCUCUCGCUCCAAUUCUGACAAGUCACACGUCGCCUUCUCCCUCCAAGUGAACGCAUGUCUGGCUAAGCCUACUGAUGGAAGGGCCUUCUUCCCAGAGACACCGUCCCCCAAAGACUAUGGUGCCCAGACGCUUACGGCCUCCAGCCAUUUCUUUCUGUGAAGUCUCCCGGGCCCGUUCCCGUGUUAGACUCUGGCACAGAGGAAGUGGCCUCUUUGGGAUGCGCGAGGGUGGGUGUAUGGCGGCGAUGAAACCCACCAUAUCAUCAGUUAGGAUUAGGUUUAGGGUCAAGUCUGUGACCCGUCUCUCUUGUAUCAUUUCUUACUAUGAACAUUGGUGUCUGCCAUCUGUUUGCUAAAGGUUUCACUGUUCAUGAAUGCAUAAACCAUGCGGGAGAAAACAGGGAUGCUAGCCAUAUAUUUUCUGAGUAGCAUAGAAUUCUAUAGCUGAAAUCUACUAGAACCCCGUAACCCGUGUGCCACUGUGGAGUCAGGCGAGGAAGCUGUAAGAAGCUAAGCUGAACAAUAACGUGUCUAUGUGAGCAUGCGUGUCUGUGUGUACUGUUGUUCCAGUGUCCCCUUAUCUCUAUUCUAAUGCGUUGGGCUCAUUACAAACGAUAUGAAUUUCCUCCAGGUUUUCUUACAUUAACACAUUCCACCUACGGAAAUUUGUAUGUAUGCUGUUAUUUGAAGGGUGUGUUUACUGCAUCGUGCUCUGUCUCCCCCUCCUUUUCCAGUGACUCUACUUGAGCCCACACACCUUCCUUUAUGGGCCAGCCUUUCAUCAGUGCACUCCACUGCCCUCUUCCUGUUUCUCUCGGCCAAACAUUCAGGACAACGUUCCACAGGCAAAUCUGGCCUAUUUCAUUAGUCACUGUGGCUUGGCUGUGAAGGGCUUUGGAGAUGAAGAUUGACAGGUGCAUCGUCAGUGUUCAGCUGGUUAUCCGGGUUAAGCUCUGUCUGUGGCAAAGGACUGACCAUUAAGGUUACUUUGCUUUGUGAAGAAAAGAUAAAUCCAGUUUUCACAGGGUUUGUGGAUCUGGUGCCCUGACUGAAACCAAAGUCAUCAAGUAAUUGGAGAGUCUGAGUUAGCUUGACUGGACUUCUCCCAAUCCCUUGAGCCUUCCUUGUUGGCUACCAGGCUCACUUGUGAGCCCUCCAGUUUUCAAGAUGGAGUCUAAAUAAGACCGAAUGGAAAAGGGGCAGUUAAGUGAAUGACCUUUUAUACUACAUAAAGCCCUUAAUACAGAUCAAAUACAUUUGAUCUUGAGAGGCGUGGCGGUCUCAGAUGCAUAGGUGGAGAAGCACAUUUUACCUUGUAGUGUGAGGUUUCCUUACCAAAAUCGUAAAUGGAAUAAAGCCUACUCGAUGAGAAAAGGACUCAGUCAUCUAGCCCUGUAUCACAUCAGUCCUCUAUAUAAACCUAAUUUAAUCCUAACAGCCUUAUAGAAAGGAGAUCUCUAUAGCAGAGGACUAGCUUUAUCCAGGUAUAAUCUUCCUCCCUUGGCUUCCUUUCCCCAACAAUAUUCCCCAGUCAUCUUCCUGUAGUCCCCCGGUAUCCUAUUUCUGACUCUUUGCUUUUCCCAGCAGGCUAUUUUCCUUUUAGAUGUUAGCUGCUGAGAAGUUUCCCAAAAUAUUAGAGGAAAAGAAGAGGGAGAUUUAAAAAUGACUCUUCCUGACCUACCUUCAUUGUUGUCACUCUUUCAUUCCUUCUUGCCACCUUAUGUCCAUUCUCUUUGCUUGCUAAUCUGCCGAAAGGAGAGAGGCAACAUAUUUGGUAGUAAAGAGCUUUGCACAUUUUAAGAACUUGCUUUAUAAAGAUAAUCAGAUACGGAUUCUCCCCAUCCCACACACUUAUGCAUUUUUCCAAAGAUGUCAUUUUUUAAAAGGCACUUUUUCAAACAAUUAGUUUUGCCAAGCCAGGUGUUAUAUAGGUGUUGCAAAAAGUUUUCAAAUGUCACUAGACUUUAAAAAAAAUCCGAAAUCUCUAUUCUGCAAACUUGACUCCCCUAUUUAGCAAUACUACUAUGGAUUCUUGGUUUUUUUUUUAAGGGAAGCUUAAUAGUUGGUAGAUGGACUUUAAUCUUUUAAAGACCUUUUACAUCUAAUGUAGCAUUUACAUAAAAGUAAAAAAUAAAAAUGAAUUGUAAAGUUA
Sus scrofa (pig) is the source of this 4856-nucleotide messenger RNA. RefSeq names its product solute carrier family 6 member 4 (gene SLC6A4). The record is from RefSeq and is a predicted model, not a curated record. Gene Ontology annotation, cellular component: neuron projection; synapse; plasma membrane. Gene Ontology annotation, biological process: sodium ion transmembrane transport; amino acid transport; serotonin uptake. NCBI's taxonomy places the organism in Eukaryota, Metazoa, Chordata, Mammalia, Artiodactyla, Suidae. Gene Ontology annotation, molecular function: serotonin:sodium:chloride symporter activity; serotonin binding.